Molecule: messenger RNA, 1424 nt
Organism: Dioscorea cayenensis subsp. rotundata (Guinea yam)
Lineage: Eukaryota; Viridiplantae; Streptophyta; Magnoliopsida; Dioscoreales; Dioscoreaceae
Product: acyl transferase 5-like
Exons: 2
Coding region: 114-1406 (430 amino acids)
Source: RefSeq, a predicted model, not a curated record
ACAAGGAAUUAACAUGCACCACCAGCUCUCUAGUACUUGAUCACAGGCAAAACCAAGCACACUUCUUUGCCUGCUUAUUUAUUACUGAUCAGUUGUUAAGGCAAAAGCCAUGCAUGGAACUUCCAUCUCUUCUCCAUUCUCAAACCAAGUUCAUGUCUUCUUACACUGUAACUAGAGUUUCAAAGUCUCUGGUGACACCUUCAGAGCCAACACCAACAAAUGAAACUCUAACCUUAUCAGUCAUUGACCGUGUUCCUGGUCUCCGGCAUUGUGUUAGAUCCAUUCAUGCAUUCAAACAUGGACAAGAACCGGCCGAGGUCAUCAAGGAAGCUCUAUCAAAAGCUCUAGUUCAUUACUACCCUUUUGCAGGCAGGUUCAUUGAUCCUGUGUCACCGGCCACCGGUGAGGUCACGGUGGUGUGCUCCGGUGAGGGUGUCUACUUAAUGAAGGCUAAAGCUAAUUGUAGCUUGGAAGAUGUUAAGUAUCUUGACCUUCCUUUAAUGAUCCCUGAACAAGAACUCCUCCCUGAACCUCAUCCUGAUGUUCCAUAUCUUGACAUGCCACUCUUGAUGCAGGUGACUGAGUUCAACUGUGGAGGCUUUGCAGUGGGAAUUAUCUCCGUCCACAGCAUAGCCGAUGGCCUCGGCGUCGGCCAGUUCAUCGCGGCCAUCGGCGAGCUCGCUCGAGGCCUUAUCAACCCAACCAUCAAACCCUUCAACAACCGCAACAUCAUUCCAAACCCUCCUAAACUCCCACCUGGUCCUCCUCCUUCCCUCCAAAACCUCAACCUCAAAUACUCCACCUUCAUAAUCUCCCAAGAUUUCAUUAACAAUAUCAAAACAAAAUACUUAAACAAAACCGGCAACUACUGCUCCACGUUCGAUAUUUCCGUUGCUAAAGCUUGGCAAGCUCGCACACGUGCAAUCAAGCUCGAAAACAAUGCUAUUGUUCACCUGUGUUUCUUUGCAAACACACGCCCUUACUUGAAUCAAUUGGCACCUCCAGGUUUCUACGGUAACUGUUUUUAUCCGGUUAGUGUGAGUUCGACAAGUGUCGAGGUUGCUAGUAUGGAUUUGACUGACCUGGUUAAGCUUAUUAAAGAGGCCAAACUCAACCUUCCUAAAGAGUUUGCUAAAUGGGCACAUGGGGGGUUUAAACAUGACCCUUAUGAGCUAACAUUUGGUUACAAUAGGUUGUUUGUUUCCGAUUGGACUAAGUUGGGGUUUCAGGAAGUGGAUUAUGGAUGGGGAACUCCACUUCAUGUUGUUCCUUUUGCCUACAGUGAUUACAUGGCUGUGGCUAUCCUUGGCUUACCAGUGGUUCCGAAGAAGGGUUCCCAGGUGAUGACUCAGUGUGUUAACAAUGAUCACUUGGCUAAUUUCCAGAUGGAGAUGGCAAACCUAUGAAUUCUAUGUUGUUGAUAU